Molecule: messenger RNA, 2752 nt
Organism: Pocillopora verrucosa
Lineage: Eukaryota; Metazoa; Cnidaria; Anthozoa; Scleractinia; Pocilloporidae
Product: neuronal PAS domain-containing protein 2
Biological process (GO): regulation of transcription by RNA polymerase II; circadian regulation of gene expression
Cellular component (GO): CLOCK-BMAL transcription complex
Molecular function (GO): RNA polymerase II cis-regulatory region sequence-specific DNA binding; protein dimerization activity; DNA-binding transcription factor activity, RNA polymerase II-specific
Source: RefSeq, a predicted model, not a curated record
UUGAACCAAGAUGGCGGAGGACGAAGCGGGAGGCUCAAGUCUCGAUGAUUUUAAGAAAGCUUGCUUAGUCAGGAAUCAAAAUGAAAAAAAGCGAAGAGAUCGGUUUAACAACCUGGUGAAUGAACUAUCUGCUUCUCUGCCUAUGCGAGGGAAAAAACUAAGCAGAAACAACGUUCUGAAAUAUUGCAUAGAAUACUUCCGCCACACUCAGCAGCUUGCCACGACAUCAAGCAGCAACAGUCUUGAGAGGGUUUGUGGAAGUUGGCAACCGGAUUUUAUUACGAGCGAAGAAUUCCGUCAAACUAUGCUUGAUGGAUUAGAUGGUAUUGUAAUUGCGAUCGAUGAUUCAAGCAAAAUAUGUUUUGCUUCGAGUAGCGUGUUCCCCUGCCUUGGUUACGACUGUAAAACCCUUCAGAACAGCAGCAUUUUAGACUUGGUGCAUCCAGAGGAUCAAAGAACGAUUUAUGCUCUGCUUACAGCUUUUGACAAGGAUAAUACAAUCAGUAGACCAGCACAGAUGUUUUCCUGUCGCCUUCGUUUUGCUCCACGAAGCGCAGAGUUCAGAGGCGGGUUCGUACCCUUUAGUUGUAUUGGCAGGACUUUUAGAACUGAUCAAACAAGGGGGGAUCGCUUUAUUGUGUUUCUGGGGCGAGUUACAACUUUACCGAAAUUGAAUAAAACUGUUGUGCUAGCUGAUAAUGAACAUGUUUUGAAAUUCACAACGAGAUUGGAUAAAAUGUGGAGGUUUCAAUGUGUGGAAAGAGGUACGACCAUGGUUCUGGGUUACUAUCCUUUUGAGUUGCUUGGACAGUGUUUGUAUGAAUAUUGUCAUGAAGAUGAUUUGGCCAAUCUUACAGAGUACCACAAUAUGCUUCUUUAUUCAGGGGUAAUAACAACUUGUUGUUAUCGUCUUCUCGCCAAAGGACAAGUUUGGAUCUGGGUACGCAGUCGCUGCCAUGUGUCAUAUAGUCCACUGGACUCAAAACCAGAUUCUGUUAUUUGUGUCACUUGGCCCAUGAAAGGCACUGAAUUCAGUGCAUUAAACCAGCGGGAAAUCCUGGAGAGGGAUCGACAACUAUUCUCUCAAAUUCUUGAAAAGAGUGGUGAAAAACUGCUCAGCUCAAAUUUUUGUAGUGGCACUCAAAAAAAUGCAGUAACAGCUUCAUCACCACCUUCUUCUUCACCAUCUCUAAAUCCAAUUCUGAAUAAGAAUGAAAUUUUGGAACAGAGCCAUGCAGUUACAGCAUGUGAGGAACUUCCACUGGGAUUGUCAACAAUGCAAUCCAGUUUUUCCAUAACUUCAGACCAUGGCAUGAACUUGGCUGCACCCCAGAAUGUUGAUGCUGGCAUUUGGCCUGUUGGAGGUGUUGACAGUGCUGCAGUUGUCAUAUCAAAUGACAACCACUUUAACUCAAGCGACCCAUUAGUCUACUCAAUGGAAAAUGUUGAUGAAAAGAGCUUAUUGCUAGCAGAUCAUGAUCAAAUGCCAGAAUCUUUGUCAUUUUCACAAUGGGUGCUCCACUUACAUCUGAGAGACCAAUACAAGAGUCUUACAGACUCCAUAAGGCAGCAGUCUGAGCAAAUUGCUGUCAUACAAAGACAGCUGGCAAUUCAAAAGGAAUUAUCUACACUCAGUGAUGAACUAGAGGUUCAACAAAAACGGAAGACACUGAACCUCAAAAAUACAGUGGAUGAAAUCAAAUCUGUUAUUCAGCAAAAGAUGAAAGAACUGCAAGAAUGUACUCAAUUAUCCAGCAUUUAACAGAAUUCACCAUUAGUAUGCUUUGACCUUGUUCAUAUUUGAAUCCAUAUGUGGUUGAAGUAUUAUGCACAAAGUAAUGCUUCAUUUUGAUAAUUAAAUUUUAAUUAAAUUACAUUUAAAUCCAGUAUGGUUCCACAAAAAAAUCAUUCCAGCUGUCUUAUUGCAUGUUCAACAACUGAGCUGUUAAUACAUUUUGUCAAAUGUUGGUAAUUAACAUUUCAGGGGAUGAAAAUGUUGUGUUUCUGAGUUGUAAUUAUCUAGUUUGAAUGUUGUCUUACUUGUUUCUGUUACUCUAAGCUGGGGUUUUGGCCUUUUUGGUUUGCAAUAUUGUACUGUUGCCAAAUUGCAUUUCAGUUUGAAAGGCAGUAUCUCUCUUUAAAUUACUCAUUUUAAUCAUUUUGGUGCUAUUCAGAAUUUCUGUUGAAGUCCCAAAAGUGAUGACCAAAUUACAUAACCCACUGUAUUUCUCUGUCAGGAAAUGUUUUCUCUCAAAUAAGUUCCACAAAACCCACCACCCCUCCUCCCCUAAGUAUGAGCAUUCAUGCUAUUUAAGUCUAGCAGCCCAGAACAUCAUUGUAAACUGGCCAAUCAGUUUACUCAACCACACUUAAAGCACUCAACUGUCUGACAACUCUUUAUAUGACUGUGAUUAUAACUUCUGCCUAAGUUGCCAAACUGGAAGGUACUUCUACCAACAACAGCCCUUCUUAGACUUCAUGAUUGCUACUUUUGCUGUAAACAAAUGUAAGAUAUAUAUAUUUAAUGAGUGCAAAACUCAUUUGAUAUGAAAGCAUAAUCAUUAAUGGUUACAACACUUUUUGCAUAUUGGAUCAGAUAACAAUAAAGGAAAAAUAUUAAGACAUUUUUUUUCAUCGCAUUAAUCUUUAUUGUUAAGGUUAGAGCUGAAUCAUAUUACAGAAGAAAAUAGCUUUCCCUAAAAGUGUUCAAAAACGUUUUUUUUUCACUGAAAAUGUAUUUAUUGUCACAUAU